Molecule: messenger RNA, 942 nt
Organism: Protopolystoma xenopodis
Lineage: Eukaryota; Metazoa; Platyhelminthes; Monogenea; Polystomatidea; Polystomatidae
Source: the annotation of a GenBank genome assembly
AUGAAUUUUAACUUAGAAGCUUUGAAAAGCGUCCUUCCUUCAGAGAAAAAACAGGUGCUGAAUUCCUUAGAUCUAGAAGGCGUAGCUAAGCUCAUUCGUGAUGGAAAAGUAAAAAAUAUAAUCUCCAUGGUGGGCGCAGGCAUCUCAACAUGUAAGGCUUAUAUUUCUGGAUACUUUUACUAUAUAGCCGCAGGAAUUCCUGAUUUCAGAAGUCCUUCCACUGGUAUAUAUGAUAAUCUUGAGGAAUUCGGACUAUCAGAUCCUAUGGAGGAAAAUCCCAAACCAUUUUUUGAAGUCGCCAGACGCUUGUACAGACCGAAUGCUUUACCUACAUUGGGCCAUUACUUCAUUAGGCUCCUACACGAGAAAGGCCUAUUGAAAAGGCAUUAUACCCAGAACGUCGACAAUUUGGAUAGACUAUGUGGUCUUCCAGAAGACAAAUUAGUUGAGGCACAUGGAUCCUUUAAUUCAGGUCACUGUAUAAUUUGUAAGAAAGAGUAUAGUUUUAAAUUUAUGGCGGAUAAAAUUAUUGCAAAAAACAUUCCUCUUUGCAUAGAAGAAGGCUGUAACGGCACAGUUAAACCUGAUAUUGUAUUUUUCGGCGAAAGUCUACCACGAAAAUUCCACCGACAUACCGGACCAGACUUUUCGUCAUGUGAUCUUCUUAUAAUCAUGGGAACUUCCUUGACCGUAAUGCCUUUCUGUGGCUUAAUUCAUCGUGUUGGUUCCUCAGUUCCGCGCUUGUACAUAAAUUUGUCUUACGGCGAUGGAUCAACUGGCUCCGGGUUCAUGGCAUUCCUUAUGCGGUUUUACGUGGCUGGUUUUAAACAGAGCAGUCUCCGCUGGGGUAGAUCAGACAACGUUCGUGAUGUCUAUUACAAGUCUGCCAUAGAUGAAGGCUGUUUACAACUAGCAGAUCUACUUAACUGGAAGAUCAUUUAA